Messenger RNA from Cygnus atratus (black swan), 336 nucleotides. RefSeq names its product feather keratin B-4-like. The coding region runs from base 1 to 336 and encodes 111 amino acids. The transcript has a single exon. Lineage: Eukaryota; Metazoa; Chordata; Aves; Anseriformes; Anatidae. Gene Ontology annotation, cellular component: intermediate filament. Gene Ontology annotation, molecular function: structural constituent of cytoskeleton. The record is from RefSeq and is a predicted model, not a curated record.
AUGUCGUACCUCAGCCAGCAGCUCAGCUCCCGCUGCUUCCCCCCCUGUGAGGUGACCUGCCCGCAGCCCUGUGUUGACGCCUGCAGCCAGCCCUGCGUCACCUCCUGCGGGGACUCCCGUGCCGUGGUCUACCCCCCACCCGUGGUCAUCACCUUCCCGGGCCCCAUCCUCAGUUCCUGCCCGCAGGAGAGCUUCGUGGGCAGCUCAGCCCCGCUGGGGCUGGGGCUGGAGCAGCCCAGGGCUCUGCAGGGCUCCCUCCCCUAUGGGGGCUUCUCCUCCUCCUCCUUCUCCCAGCAGUCCAGGAGGUAUCGCUACAGGGACUGCAGGCCCUGCUGA